Messenger RNA from Closterium sp. NIES-65, 1653 nucleotides. Lineage: Eukaryota; Viridiplantae; Streptophyta; Zygnematophyceae; Desmidiales; Closteriaceae. The record is from the annotation of a GenBank genome assembly.
AUGCCUCGUCUCUACCAUAGGUCUCAGCUUGCGCUGCACAUCAAGCGGGCCAUUUGUGCCCAUCAUCAGGCAAACCCUCUGCUGCGCCACGUGGACCUCGCACGAUGGUGUUUCACGCGUUUUGGUGUGAGGCCCGACCGUUCGACCAUUGGUCGCGUUCUCAAAGGCGCCGACCGGUGGGACGUUCCUGAUGACGCCGUGGACGCCAUUCGCGUCCGCGGCGGGGCAUACCCCGCCCUGGAGCGCUCGAUGGCACGAUGGAUUUCGAAUGCAGGCCCCGUUGGCGUCCCUCUGACCCUCGCCACUAUUCGCGACCAUGUUGCGACGAUGGCGCGUGCGAACGGCGUUCCGCCGACUUUCCGUUGCUCCAUCGGCUGGGUCCGCCGUGCGCUGCGCCGCCAGGGAGUACGGUGCAUGAGCGCGGUCGGCGAGGCGGCCGACCAGGAUCUCAACGCAGUGCGCACCACUAAGGAGAAGCUUCCUCAGCUUCUCAUGCAUCUGGGCGUGCGCCCGCGUGAUACUUUCAACUUCGACGAGACUGCGCUGUAUAUCAGCGUGCUUCCUCGCAAAACGUACGGCACGGGCAGGUCGGCCGGGCGGAAGGUUUCGAAGGACCGCCUGACCGUCGGCUUCUUGGUUAAUGCGGACGGGACGCACGCAUUCCGUCCGCUUGUCAUCUCCAAGGCUAAGCGGCCACACGAUUUCAGGCCGGAUUUCGACCCCGAGGAGUAUUGCUACUGGCGCAACACCGCUAAGGGGUGGAUGACCAAAGCCCCACUCGACCAGGGGAUGAUCGCCAUGACGAAGGCGCGGUACCGCCAGCACUGGCUCCGCGCCUUCACCGGCAUGUGGACUGCUGAUGGCGCGACUUCCGCGGCGGCAAGGUUCAAGCUGAACCUCCGUCGCGUGCUGGAAUGGCUCCAUGACGCGUGGAUGAAUAUCCCGCACGUCACUAUCCAGCGCUGCUGGUGGCGCACCGAGUGCCUACCGCGGGCGUGGGCGAUGGAACUCCCGCACGUGGAACAAAGCGGCGACUCACAAGUCCAGGCUGGGGGUGACAUUGGCCUGGACGAGGAGCUGAACGACGUAGGCGUUUUAAUCGAUCGACUCGGCCUCGGGCCGUCCGCGCUGCCUGCUUCCGAGUUCGUCGGAAUUGACGACAACCAGCCGACGUGCGCCGAGCCGGGCGAGGACCCCCUGGCGCGGGAGCCGGCGUCGGCGCAGACGACGAAUAUGUGGGAGGCGCCGGCGGCGACGCAAGCGGUGUACGACGAUAACAACCCUGCGACGCGCGAAGCUCGUCGCACUGCACGCGCUGCCUGCGAGAUGCUCAUUGGGUACGCGCGUGCGACGUGCAUCACGCCGAGAGAUUUGUGCGCGCUGUUUGACAUCCGCAACCCCAUGAUCAUCGCGCGGAUGGAGCGUAAAAGCCCGGCACUUAAUCUUAACGCUACUCCGCCGCCAGCGCCGACACACGAGGACACCCCGCCGGCUGAGACUCCACGUCGCCGCGGUCGCCUUUUGCCGGCGUGGAUGGCGGUGCCGACCCCUGACUGGGUUGCCCAAUCUGCUCGCCGGCAGGAGCUUAUCGACGCUGGCGCUCCCGCCGUGAUGAGCGGAUAUCUCGCUGCAGCAGAGUGGAUGAGGCUGUGA